Molecule: messenger RNA, 546 nt
Organism: Dentiscutata heterogama
Lineage: Eukaryota; Fungi; Glomeromycota; Glomeromycetes; Diversisporales; Gigasporaceae
Source: the annotation of a GenBank genome assembly
AUGCCAAAUUUAAAAGCAAAGAAAGGACACUUGUAUCAACAUCAUCCGUAUUUAUCAAAAUUUUAUAAAUUUAAUAAGGAAAUGUCUAAAGAUGGAACUUUUUCAAUGAGCAAGACACAACAGAUGGGCCGUCGUGUGUUUGAGCUUGUAAAUGAGAAUAAAUAUAUUGUAAUUGAAAAAAGGGAUGCAAAUGUUUUGUUAAUUUUUUUGAACAAGAAGGAACAAAUUAUCAAUAUCCCAAAAAAAUAUAGAGUGAGAGAUGUACGUGCCCAGGAUAUGUAUAAAUCACAUGAAUUUGAUAGAAUUCCUUGUUUUAUUUUAUCAAAUAAUUUAAAUGAUUUUCAAUUAUGUGUCAAAAAUCAAGAAACAAAAGAAUGGGAAGCGAUCUUUUGGUUUGAUAAGAUGGACACCUUUUCUGUAAACCAUAGUUCUGAGAUUGUGGGUAUUAAUCGUAAUGAGCAUCUCGAGUUGUAUUCGAGAAUUAAUGAUAGUAUUCAAAAAACGAUUAUUGAUGUAGAGACCCAAGAGUCACAAGAUAAAAUGUAA